AUGAGAUUGUACGUAGUGCUCGCCUCAUGGGCCUCUCUCGCCCUCGCCGGCAGACAAGGCCUCAAAGCUCAAGUUCCGAUCCUCGAUCUGUGUGCGGCCAGCCCGCUGUUCCCCGACUACCAGCUCGCCUGUGGCAAAGGCUCCGUCUGGGCCGCGGACUCGGGCAUUCCACAUGGCAUCGCCAACAAUCGGACCAGUAAGCCGCCAAAGAAAGAAAUCUGGCGUUCGGACGAAGGGUGGCAUGGCCCUCACUCUUGCGCCGGGGCGUACUGCGCGUAUUCGCGACCGUCGUUCGCCAACGGCCGCGGUAUCGUACUCGUGAGCACGGCGUUCAAUGCCGAGGAGGCCUCGCACCUGUCCGCUUUCACCCAGCCGUCGAAUGAUAAGGACCAGGGCGACAGCGGCCUCUUCAAGGUCGUUGAGAUGCCCGGGAAAGGGCUCGGUCUCGUCGCGAACCAACACAUCAAGCGUGGUCAGCGCAUCAUGGCUCAUCCUCCGGCGGUCGUGAUUCAUCGGCGGUUCAUCGACAAGGUGGACCUUGAGAAUCAGUACAGGCUUUUAGAUAUCGCCGUCGCUGAACUGCCUGAGCCAACGCGCAAGAUCUUCAUGGAGCAGAUGGGGCAGUCUGGCGGACACAAGGUGCACGACAUCAUUCACACCAACUCAUUUGAAGUGAGGCUGGGAAUUAGAGACGGUCAUCACUUCGGAAACUAUCCUGAGGUUUCGCGGUUUAAUCAUGACUGCAGGCCAAACGUUGCGUUCUAUAUUGACUCGGACCUCCGCCACUACACCCAUGCUGUGAGAGACAUCAAGCCCGGCGAAGAGCUCACCAUCAGCUACGUUGACUCUCUCAGCUCUCGAAAGGUCCGCCAAGAUCGGGCACAUCGCAACUGGGGCUUCGGCUGCACCUGUGAGCAGUGCAGCCUUCCGCCGCCACUGGUCCGCGACUCGGACAACCGUCUGUGGAAGAUGUGGCAGAUAGAGCAAGACCUCAGUAACUGGAACUCGGUCAACUUCGACGAAGACAUGAUUGAGACCCUCAUAAGCCUCUACCAGCAGGAGAAUCUUCACGAAUCCAACGGUUACGAGGCUUACAAGUUAGCUGCUUUGAAUUACAACGCGCUGAAGAAGCAAGAGAAGGCAGUAGAAUAUGCGAAGCAGGCCAUUGAGCAGUUGCUGUUGGAGAAGGGGCCACAGGCAAAGGAUCUUAUCGACAUGAGGGCGCUUUCACAGGAGCCGACCAGGCAUUGGAGCUGGGGGAAACGAACUUGA
Messenger RNA from Colletotrichum karsti, 1272 nucleotides. RefSeq lists its product as uncharacterized. Bases 1 to 1272 code for a protein of 423 amino acids. The record is from RefSeq and is a predicted model, not a curated record. Gene Ontology annotation, molecular function: protein binding. NCBI's taxonomy places the organism in Eukaryota, Fungi, Ascomycota, Sordariomycetes, Glomerellales, Glomerellaceae. The transcript is spliced from 2 exons.